Molecule: messenger RNA, 639 nt
Organism: Rubroshorea leprosula
Lineage: Eukaryota; Viridiplantae; Streptophyta; Magnoliopsida; Malvales; Dipterocarpaceae
Source: the annotation of a GenBank genome assembly
GAGCACAGAUAUUUGCUGCAGAUUUAUGGGGUGCAUUCAAGGGCCGAGGAUAUGGAGAAUCAAUGACAUUGGCUCGAUCACUAUGUUUGCAGACUAUAUUGUUCCAGCUGCACUCAAGCAGCUUGGCGUGCUGAAAUAUAGCUCUACACUUUCUAGCAUUAUUGAUUCUAACCGUGAAAUAGUUCCAGGCAGUGAGGAGGAGAUUGAACUACGAGCUUGCACCAUAUAUGCUGUGGAGAAAAUGAGGGAGUUGAUAAAACUUAAAUCAGGAAAACAGGUGCUGAGUGUGGAGUUAGAUCUUUGGCUCUGGUCUGUUGGUGUUCAAUGUCCAUCUCUCCAACACCAUAGAACACUAUCAAUAUAUUACUAGGUAGGUCACAACUAGAAAAAUGUUCCAAGGUAACUUCUUAGGAAAAGUACGUAGCCAUCAGUCUAUAAGAUCCAUUUUUGUUUGCUUUCAAGGAUCACAGCUCUUAAAAGUUCGGGGAGUACAUCUCUCUACUAAUUUGACAGUGAAUUAUUUUAUUUACAUGAACUGAAAGAUCUCAUGAUUAUGAAUUUAUUUGCUAAAUGAUAUUUAUGUCUCCAGAAAUUGUUUCUCUCCAUCUUGUAAUUCUACCUCUGUAAGGGGUCAUCAAC